This is a messenger RNA of Microtus oregoni (creeping vole), 1305 nucleotides long. RefSeq names its product divergent protein kinase domain 2B. The transcript has 5 exons. The coding region runs from base 1 to 1305 and encodes 434 amino acids. The record is from RefSeq and is a predicted model, not a curated record. NCBI's taxonomy places the organism in Eukaryota, Metazoa, Chordata, Mammalia, Rodentia, Cricetidae.
AUGGAGCCCCUAGCUGGAGCUGACACUGCCACCUUCCACCAGCGCUGGCCAGCCCGGCUCCUGCUGUGGGUCUCAACCCUGAGCUGUUCUUUCUCCUCACCAGCUUCUCUCCCUCCGUCCCUGGUACCCCGAGUCAGAAGCAGCUACACUCUGGGAAGGACGUUCCUCAGUCUUGAUAAAUGCAAUGCCUGCAUCGGGACAUCCAUUUGUAAGAAGUUCUUUAAAGAAGAAAUAAGCUUUGACAACUUGAUGACUUCCCACCUGAGACUGCCUCCUCAGGACUUGCCUUCUUAUGCUGCAAAUUACUCAGAUGAUUCGAAAACCUGGCGCCCUGUGGAGGUCUCUCGGUUGGUCAGCAAGUACCAAAGCGAGAUCUCUGACAGGAGAAUAUGUGCCUCUGCAUCGGCUCCCAAAACCUGCAGCAUUGAGAGCAUCCUGCGAAAAACAGGGAGGUUCCAGAAAUGGCUGCAGGCCAAGCGACUCACACCUGACCUAGUGCAGGGCCUGCCCAGUCCCUUCCUGCGCUGCCCUUCCCAAAGACUCUUGGAUCGUGUGGUUCGACGCUAUGCUGAAGUGGUUGAUGCUGGCAGCAUCUUCAUGGACCACUUCACCGACCGUGACAAGCUGCGUCUCCUCUACACACUGGCUGUCAAUGCACACCCCAUCAUUCUGCAGAUCUUCCCGGGGGCAGAGGGCUGGCCACUGCCCAAGUACCUGGGCUCCUGUGGUAGAUUCCUGAUCAGUACCAGCACCAGACCACUGCAAGAAUUUUACGAUGCACCCCCAGAGCAAGCUGCUGACCUUGCCUACCAACUCCUUGGGGUCCUGGAGUCCCUGAGGAACAAUGAUUUGAACUAUUUCUUCUACUUCACCCAUGUUGAUGCAAACAUGUUUGGCAUCUUUGACAAUGGGCAUCUGUUCAUCCGGGAUGCCAGUGCACUAGGUGUCAUCGACAAGCAGGAAGGCAGCCAAGCAGCUUCCAGGACUGGAGAGAACAAAGACAUUUUUAGCUGCCUGGUGUCUGACUGCACCACCCAGCUGUCCUCCUGUGACACUGUCCCUGAGAAGCAAAACCUGGUGCUGGUGUGUCAACAAUUGCUGCCUCGACUUCUCCAGGGAAAGUUUCCUUCCCCUAUGCAAGAGAAAAUAGACUCUGCUCUCAGUCUGUGUAGCAAGAAUGCCAGCACAGACAUGGAAGUUUUAGGGGCCACCAACCUACUGAAGGACAUCUUAAGACCACUGAGAACCUGUGACCCUAGAUUUGCCUACCGCUACCCAGACUGCAAGUAUAAUGACAAGUUCUGA